CAGCUUCACAACUCUCAGAGUCGCACCACCCACACCACCUCCUUGAGCUGAUCUCAUCUUCUUUCAACUGUCGUUCCAAGACCAACCACCACCAGACAGACGGGGCGGGGGGGAGGACGAGGAGUGGGAAAAGGGACUCCGAGGUAGUCGAACAUGCCUCCCCAACAUCAACAACACCAAAAGCGCCCCCAGUUGCAAGAACAAGAGGAGGCUGACAGUUUGUUAUCUACUCGAUCCCCCGAAUCAGAAGGAGAUAGCGAAGACGAAGAGAAAGCUUACGAGUCCAAAGAAAAGGUCAUCAUCGUCGGCACCGGCGAGAGUGAGAGCACCGAAUCAGAUAACUGUUUUGCGACUCCGCCCUUCUCAUGGAAGAAACUAUGGCUGUUUACCGGUCCUGGGUUCUUGAUAAGUAUUGCUUUCCUCGAUCCCGGGAACCUCGAGGGGGAUCUUCAGGCUGGCGCCAUUGCUGGGUACUCGCUCCUGUGGCUCUUGAUGUGGGCUACCGUCAUGGGGCUUCUGAUUCAGUUGUUAUCGGCUAGGCUCGGUGUUGCAACGGGUCGGCACUUGGCCGAGCUCUGUAGGGACCAGUACCCGACUUGGGCUAGGUAUUUGUUGUGGUUUAUGGCGGAGUUGGCUCUGAUUGGGGCUGAUAUUCAAGAGGUUAUUGGUAGCGCCAUUGCUAUCAAAAUUCUUAGCCAUGGAGUUCUGCCGCUUUGGGCUGGUGUUCUUAUCACCGCCUUUGAUUGUUUCGUUUUCCUAUUUCUCGAGAACUAUGGGGUGAGGAAAUUGGAAGCUGUGUUCGCAGUUCUCAUUGCUACAAUGGCGCUUUCAUUUGCGUGGAUGUUUGGUGAAACCAAGCCCAGCGGCAAGGAACUUCUACUAGGUGUUCUGGUUCCAAAACUAAGCUCAAAGACCAUACGCCAAGCCGUGGGAGUGGUUGGUUGUAUCAUUAUGCCUCACAACGUGUUCUUGCAUUCUGCUCUUGUGCAGUCAAGGAAUAUUGAGACUCAUAAGCGAGGUCGGGUUCAAGAGGCCCUCAACUACUACUCCAUCGAGUCAUCUGCUGCCCUGCUUGUCUCCUUCGUGAUCAACUUGUUUGUCACAACUGUUUUCGCAAAAGGAUUUUAUGGCACAGAACAAGCUACUAGUAUAGGCCUAGUAAAUGCGGGUCAGUAUCUUCAAGAGAAGUAUGGGGGUGGACUGUUCCCAAUCCUUUAUAUAUGGGGUAUUGGAUUACUAGCAGCAGGGCAGAGUAGCACUAUAACUGGCACAUAUGCAGGCCAAUUUAUUAUGGGAGGCUUUCUCAAUCUCCGAUUGAAAAAAUGGCUUAGAGCACUAAUCACAAGAAGUUUUGCAAUUGUCCCAACAAUUAUUGUUGCACUUGUUUUUGACACCUCUGAAGGAAUGUUGGAUGUCCUAAAUGAAUGGCUUAAUGUGCUUCAGUCAAUUCAGAUCCCUUUUGCAAUCAUUCCUCUUCUUAUAUUGGUCUCAAAGGAGCAGGUCAUGGGCGUUUUUACGAUUGGUCCUGCCCUCAAGGUUGUGGCGUGGAUAGUGGCUCUCUUGGUGAUACUGAUCAAUGGGUAUCUUUUGCUGGACUUUUUCUCUUCUGAAGUGAACGGACUAUUUUUUGGCUCUUUGGUGUCUGCAGUUAUAGCAGCAUAUGUGGCAUUUGUUAUCUAUCUUGUUUGGCAAGGUGGUGCCUUUAAUUCGUGCCUUCGCCUUGUACGCUCCAAGAAUUUGAUGCAGACAGGAAACUGAGCAUGUAUUUUCUACACUACUGAAUCGACAACAAAAAGAUUGAUUGGAAUCAUGUUGUACACUGGGUUUCCAAAUCGCAAGAGCUCCGUCCUACUGCUUUUUUACAGUUUAAAUCAUUUUGACCAUACUGAUAUGUAAACUUUUCAUGCCUACUUUCAACUUUAAGCUUUGGGUUACUAUUUUGCCCCUUUUACUACAUGGAGCAACUCAGGAAUCAGGAUUAUUAUCCAUGCAUCUCUAGAUGCUCUUCUUAUCCAAGGACUUUUUUUAGGUUUGAUCUUCUAAUCCGAGAACUGAUGUCGCAUUUUAUGGCCUAGCAAUAUGAGAGUAUUUAUCCACCAUCGGCCAUCCCAUGUAAAGAUAUGAAGCAAUGUAUUUUUCCUCUCCAGUUAGAAUAGGGAGCUACAAGAGUGUAAGUGUUAUUGCAGGCUUUUUAGUUGUAUACAGUGGUAAAGCUGGCAUAGUUUUCCUUUCAAGUUUCAAUGAUAGUCAAACUGGCAGCAUUCUAUUCUUAGGA
Molecule: messenger RNA, 2275 nt
Organism: Nelumbo nucifera (sacred lotus)
Lineage: Eukaryota; Viridiplantae; Streptophyta; Magnoliopsida; Proteales; Nelumbonaceae
Product: metal transporter Nramp3.2-like
Biological process (GO): manganese ion transport; iron ion transmembrane transport
Cellular component (GO): trans-Golgi network; membrane
Molecular function (GO): cadmium ion transmembrane transporter activity; manganese ion transmembrane transporter activity
Source: RefSeq, a predicted model, not a curated record